Molecule: messenger RNA, 2223 nt
Organism: Ciona intestinalis (vase tunicate)
Lineage: Eukaryota; Metazoa; Chordata; Ascidiacea; Phlebobranchia; Cionidae
Product: metalloendopeptidase OMA1, mitochondrial-like
Biological process (GO): mitochondrial protein processing; protein quality control for misfolded or incompletely synthesized proteins
Cellular component (GO): mitochondrial inner membrane
Molecular function (GO): metalloendopeptidase activity
Source: RefSeq, a predicted model, not a curated record
UUGUUUUUCUUUAGAAAAUUCACCAGACUCGUGUUUUGUCUAAGUUAAUUGCACGCUCAGUUAAACUGUAGCGUUUGUAAAAACUGUAUCGUUGUUAGUGUAUAUAAAUAUUUAGGUAAUAUUUCUCAAGUUCUUAUCGUUACCACUGUAUUCAAUGCAUGUUUUUCGAGCCGCCGUUUACUGCUUAUGCAAGACGAACGUAUUUAUGAACCAUCAUACAACUAUGAGAACACGCGCACUUUUAACCAGAACUAUGCCCAAGCGGCCACACCUCAAGAAUCUUGAAAGUUUGAAACAGUUUUCAACUUCAGAACGAAGGCCGGUCAACCCGUUGGUCAUGUUUCUUUUUAAAAUGAAAGGAAUACAGGCUUUAAAGUACGUCUCAAUUCUUUCAGGGCGUUCCUUCCGAAAGCUACAUGACAAACUUCCUGAAGCUAUCCAACGUCAACUCUCACGGCACAAAAUCGCUUUCGGAACAUCAGCUGUGAUUUUAAUGUACAUAGUAUACUACUCUAUAGUCCACUACGACACAUGCCCAAUAACAGGCAGAAAAAGGUGGAUUUCCUUCACAAAAGAUCAGAUUUUGGUUCUAGCUGACAUGGACCGCAAUCAACUAAUGGACGAAUAUGCAUCGAAGAUUAUUGACCAUAAAACACCUCUGUACAAGCAAUGUAAAAGCAUAGUAGAUUCUCUUAUAUCCCACAAUCAGGAUAUUGAUAUUGUUAAAAAGGUAGAUUGGAAACUGACAGUUAUUGAUGAUCCUGAAAUGAACAAUGCCUUUGUUUUACCCAACGGAGAAAUCUUCUUGUUCACUGGUAUGGUUGAUGUGAUGAGUGAUUGGCAGGAGCUGGCUAUUGUUCUUGGACAUGAGAUGUCCCAUGCAAUUCUUGGGCAUGUUCAGGAGCAGCAAAGUUUUGCUGUGUUUGGAGAACUCAUAGUUGUACCACUGCUUGCCUUCAUAUGGUUUCUCCUUGAUGACUUUGCUGCAUUCGUUGUGUAUUCAAUCCAACAGUUCAUGUACCCCAUUAUAUUUGAGCUUGGGUUUAAGCUGCCAUACAGUAGACAGCUUGAAUCAGAAGCAGAUGAAGUUGGUCUCAUGCUUGCUUCUAAAGCUUGUUUUGAUCCAAGAUGGAGCGUGUAUUUGUGGGAUAAACUGGCUUUGAUGGAAGCUACUGAUGCGUUGGUUGGAAAAUCCGAGAUUGAUUUUGAAUUCUCGUCCACACAUCCAAGUCAUGAGAAACGAGCAGUUACAUUAGAAGAACGGAUUCCUGAAGCAAUGAAAAUGAGACUAGAAUGCAAUUGCCCAAACCUUGAGAAGCGAAGUGACCCGCUUGUUAAAGCCCAUGAGAUGAGAAAGUUUGCAGUCAAUAUAAAAGCACAAGUGAAAAUCAAAGAAGAAUUGGAACAGCUCCAAAAACCCAAAAGAAAUGAAUCAGAAUCGAGUGUCGCAUCUAAAGGGGAAGAAGAAAUAAAAUCUUUGCAUAAGAAGCUAGAACUUCUUGAAGAUGAAUACGACAAACUUCUUGCACUUCAUGAUCAAGAGACAAAAUUGUUAAACAUAAAGGAUCAAAAGAAGUCCAUACUGAACAGUUUAUGGUCAGGACUUGUAGGUGUUUUUCUUGGUAACUCAAAAGACUCAUUUGCUUCAUUUAAAAGCAGAAAUGAUACAGCAGACAGCACACAAAGUGUAAAUCCAAAAUUGUUUACUUUUAGAGACAGGUACACGUUUUCUGAUGACUAGUAGUGGCAAAAUUACGGUGUUUUUUUGUCUCUUUGAAUGCCUUUAAAUGCAGGUUAAAAUUUUUUUUCAAGUUCGCCAAACGUCAGUGCAAUUCAUAAUCCAUUUGUUCAUUAAAUAAAACAACCAGCAAACAAUUUUUUUUAUAUUGGAACAACUAUUAUUUUAAGCUGUACUGUUAUUUCAGUGAAAAGUUGUUGUGCCUUUUGGGUAUUUUUUAUCUGUUAAUCAUUGGAGUACAACAUUUUUACAUAUUCUAGAUUAUUGCCGACAAAGGUAUUAAAUUAUCUAUCAUUCUUACCUGAUGCAUUUCUGUUUAGUUUCUUUUCCCAUCUUUAUUUAUUUCUUAACGAUACAGAUAGGAGUUUUCCUUUUUCUUUUUUCCUUGUUGGUUUGCCACUAUCCACAUUUUUGUUUGACCAUUUCUUCCACUGUAACAAAUUAUUUAUCAAUCUAACUUCUUUAUGUGAUUAAAUAUAACACAG